CAUCAUAUUCCCUAGCUCUUUGCUGAAUCGCUAGUAUCCAUCAACUUUUGCCUGGCUUUUCAAAAGAAUUCGAGACGAUUCUCUCUAGCUCUCUCUCUAUGUGUGUGUGUGUCUGAAGGACUUUGGCAAAGAUCAGCAUCUUAGACGGACGUGAUCCCCCGAGCACGAUUCUUUUUCAAUGUCAUUGCUGAUUAAAAAAAGGCGGGAUUAUUCCAGUUUUUUAUUGUGACACGUUCUGACUUCUGAGACGCGCUCAGAAAACCCAAACGAGUUCAUGUCGGCUCCUAGAGGAAGCCACUUUCGUCGGUUGUUGUAAUCGGUUCUAAAGUCGAACAGUAGAUGGCGUUCGUCAGCUGUUAUUCAGAUCGGCCUGAGGGGGAAACGGGGUUGGGGUAGAGCCUCUCAUUCUGGCCAGCCCUACCCACUAGCCAGACCAAAGUCUCCAUUUCUGUGUGUUCCACACGGUGGCCGACAUUGUCUGGCAGCCCAAACCGUCGUUCACAUUAGUGUGUUUGAUUCCCAAUUUCCCUCGUGAAAUUGCUCGUUGCAAAUACGGAUAUUCGUUUGUGUGUGUGCAAGAGAAAAUCCGAUCAGAACGUCAUUCACGCGCAUAGUCAGUACCAGUGGUGAUGUCGUACAAUGUCUUUCAGUUGGUCUUCUACGUCUUCUCUUUAAGACUGGAGAGAGCGUGAACGUAUCCAGUGAACUCGGGUGUGUAUGGGUAAAAGAGGACGGCGUGACUACUGCGCGCCACACCGAUGGAACGGGAACUUUGUUGCGACUUUUUUAACGUACAGUUCCAGAUGACGUGGGUGACUGCAGACGCUAACUUCCAUCUGUGCUUCUGCUGUUGGCCGAUUAAUUCUUUCGUCUAAUAAACUGGAAAAAGGAGAAAAAUUGACACAGUGCACGUUCGAUCGACAGUCGUGAAAAUUGUGAUUUUAAAUCUAAUCGACAUCUUACCAGCAGACGUCAUUUGUUUGUCGAUCGAUUUCAAUGAGCCGGCAGGAGAAUCAGACUGAAGUAGCCUGAAGGCCCCGGCCGAUGAAAUUAACGACUCGUGUCUUCGUCCUACCGUGUCCCCUUCUACUGGAAGAAGAAGAGGAAAAUAAAAUAAAAACCCUGGUUGAUGUUGUUACUUGGUAACGUUCUUUGCUGCCAGUUGCGAUGGAUCAGCUCGUGUUUGAACGACUUUAAGUUCCCCCCAACCGACUUUGUGUGUGUGUUCUGUGUUCAAACCGUUGAUAGUGAUAUUUUGGAGUAGCAACUGUGGUUUGUUUUUGGCUCUGCAAAUUAAAGCUUUUACAAUGGAGAGACUUUACAGCGACAGCGGCAGCAGCGACUCGUCAUCUUAUCCCGAUUUUCGUUACAACUCAUCGUCCCCAGUAGUAAUGGACGGAGGUGGCGCCGGUGGUAGUUCCGGUCGGAAUGGAGGAGUCAAGUACUGCGGCGUCUGCGGCGACAUCGCCAAGAGUUACCAUUUCGGCGGAUUGUCGUGCGAUUCGUGCAAGGCCUUCUUCCGGCGCUCGGUGCAAAACGACAACUACCUCCACUUCCAGUGCUGUCACCGCGGCCAGUGCGUCAUUUCCCUGUCGAACCGCAAGAGCUGCCAGUACUGCCGCAUGAAGCGAUGCUUUGCCAUCGGCAUGGAGAAGAGCUGGGUCAUGACCGAGGAGGAGCGCAAGGCUCUCAUGAAGGCCAGGGCCGAGAAGAAAUCGUGCAAAAGGUCGCCUACCGUGUCAACUAGCUCCAAUGCGAGUGCUCAAAAUUUAAAUACUUCGUCCAACUCGAGCGGAGGAGAUCAGAGUCCUGGAUUCGCUGCUCCUACUGCCCCCACCAGCGCCGCAAUUGCCAGUGCUGACUACGAGCCUCAGAUCGAGCGAAUGAUCGAUUUUAUGGCUCCGCUCGAAAUCAAAGAAAUCGAAUCGAUCGUCACUAAAUACAUGCACGCUUACCAACACGUUCCCUACCGCUCGGAACUGCGUUUCUUCGAUAGCGACCGUCCCGGUGUCCAGGUUAUGGAGAUGUUUGGGACCCUGAUACGCCGAUUUGCGUUUUUCUCCCGACUGAUGGCCGACUUCUCGAGUUUACCUUUCCAGGAUCAGAGCUGUCUGCUGAAAGGUGGCGUCCUGGAAAUGUGUCUGCUGCGUGGGGCCCUCGUAUUUGACCCUCAGACCAACCGUUGGCCCACUGCCAACAUGUCCAUGUACAAGGACAUGCCCGUCCUCAAGCUGGAUAACAUUGUUCACUUGACUUCAAGUCGCCUCUUUCAAAUGCAUCUCGAUUUCAUUUCGUGCAUCCGGCAGAUGUCGGUCGACGAGCCCACCAUCAUGCUAUUGAUCUUGAUUGUCCUCUUCACUCCCGAGAGGGCAGGUCUCAUUCACACGGACUGGAUCGAGAAAUUCCAAUCGUACUACACUUCGCUGCUGGAACACUAUUUGAAUUGGCGCUUCGGUUUGGCCAAAGCCAAAUUCAUUUUUGGCAAAAUGCUGACCAAGCUGAGCGAUUUGAGGGAGCUCAGCGAUACCCACAAUCACGCCAACCUGCGAUUAGGCACUGACGAAGUCUCAUCGAUCCAGAGCCAGUUGAACAGCUUGAAGCUCAAUCCAUACCCUGAAUUGAAAGUGGUUCACGACGGUAACGAAACACCAUUGGACGUUGGUGAUCAACCAUCGUUUCACGAUGGAACCAGCCACAGUCCAACUUUGAAUGCCAAAGUAAUUUCCAGUCGCUUAUCGGACGUGGAAUUGGGCGGGUCUUCGACUUAUCAACAGCCAGCGCAUUCGCCACCUUUUCCACCAUCAGCAAACCCUUACGCUCAACGACAGCCGCCGCAAUUAGACGCAGCCACGAUGGCCUAUCAGCAGCAGCAGCAGCCACGUUGUCAGAACGGUGAAACGAACGGAUUUAACGCUCAACAGCUGCAGCAACAACAACACCAGGCUCAGCAAUUUUUAGCUCAAUCCCAGCAGCAGAUUCCGGCGAACCACCCCCAAGAAUAUCAGAAUGGAAUGAAUCAACAGCAGCAGCAGCCCCCUGGCACGAAUAUGGCCAUGCAGUUUAUGCAGGCCAUGCAGCAAUCGGUCAGUCAGGUAGCGAAUGCUCCUCAUUUCGGCUACGAAUGGGUCAAGCCCAAUUACCAGUUUGAUCCUCUGUCGACGUUUUACGACGGGGAACAAUCCUUGAGCGACAAGACGAUGCCACUGCUCAAGAGUUCCCCAGUGUCGGAGAGUCCGCCGUUGACAGACAGGGAAUUGGAUGAGCUUUACGAAGUGAUAGACGAGUACACCGACAAGGACUCGGUUCAAGGACGGAUCCUUCAGGCCCCCACCAGCCACGUGUAUUCCGAAUAAAGAAAAACAAAAAUCCCCUCCUCAUCAGCCCUAUAGGAAUUGAAUGGAAAAGAAGAAAUGUCUUUGUCGUUUGUCUACAUAUUUUAGAGCAUUUGGCAUUGGGUUAGGCGCAACCCCUCGCCCCCCCCCCCCCCCUAUAGUCUCACCUUCUUUGAUAUCUACACAUCCUGUUUACUGGUUAUGAAAAAAAAUUCUGUUUUUCCUUCCUUUCGGUUCGGUAGCUCUCUCUCUCUCUCUUUAUUCUGUGUCGUUUAAAAAAGAAAAAUCAAAUCUUCUGUGCAAUGAUAAACAAGAAAUCAACAUUUAAUGACUGGGCCCCUCUCUGUGUCGUUUCGGACAAAAGUUUUCUUUCCUGACGAAUGGAAAACAAAACGGGAAAACGAAUUGCAAAUGCCGGGUAUACUACACAGCCACUGAGCUUUUUUCUUUAAAUGUGAUUGAUUGUUUCUUACCUGAUGUCUUAAAAAAACAAAAACAAUUCUGUCCCCCACUAUACAAAACAAAAAAAGUCGAAAAAAAAUUUCUGCUCACGAUACCUCGUCUCCGGGAGGAAUUAAAAAAACAAAAAACAGACAUAAACCAAACAGCGAAAAAGUUAAAAAAAAAAAAUAAAAAAAAAAAAUAAAAAUUUCCCCAAGAAACCUUAUUACAAAUUAUUGAUUAUCGUGUGUUUGUUUUGUGAUUUCAUGCACCUCCGUGUGUAAUACCUCUUAUUGUUUGUGUGCCUCUUUGUUGACAUCUUGUGUAUAUGUCUAUACAUAUACACGAGGCAAAAAAAUAUCUAUCAUCUACCAUUCUGUUUGUUCACUCAAUACUUAUAAUAUCGUUAUGCUUCAUCUGUUUAGAAAAGGAGAUAAAAAAAAACAAAUCAGCAAACAAAUGAGAAAUACAUACAGUAAUUAUACUCAA
This is a messenger RNA of Daphnia pulicaria, 4262 nucleotides long. Its product is annotated as vitamin D3 receptor B-like. Gene Ontology annotation, molecular function: RNA polymerase II cis-regulatory region sequence-specific DNA binding; zinc ion binding; nuclear receptor activity. The coding region runs from base 1308 to 3353 and encodes 681 amino acids. Gene Ontology annotation, biological process: negative regulation of transcription by RNA polymerase II; positive regulation of transcription by RNA polymerase II; cell differentiation. NCBI's taxonomy places the organism in Eukaryota, Metazoa, Arthropoda, Branchiopoda, Diplostraca, Daphniidae. The transcript is spliced from 4 exons. The record is from RefSeq and is a predicted model, not a curated record.